AUGGAGAAAUGCAGCAUCAAGAUGGAAAAGAAGGCUACCAAAAACCCAUCUGGCUGGAAGAAUUUCUUAGCCGCGGGCAGAUCUUUGGCGGUGUUAGAUCUCCUUUUACCAGUAACAAUCAUCUCUGCAAUUACGAUUGGAGUGGUCAUAUCUGUGUAUGUUCCUGCUUCACGUCAAGCCUUCGACCCAUCUAGACACGCCAGCUUCGUUGGGGUUUCUGUGCCCCUGCUAGUAGGUAUGGUAGUGAUGAUGGUACCCCCGAUUUGCAAGGUUUCUUGGGAGUCUAUUCACAAAUUACUCAGCAAACAAUAUAUUAGAGAUCAGCUCUUGAUUUCGAUAUUUCUGAACUGGGUAGUAGGCCCCCUGCUUAUGACAGGUUUAGCAUGGAUGACACUGUUCAAAUUCCCAGAAUAUCGCCAAGGGAUCAUUAUGAUUGGAGCAGCGAGGUGUAUUGCCAUGGUUUUGAUUUGGAACCAAAUUGCAGGUGGAGAAAACGAGCUUUGCGUAGUUCUUAUUAUUUUGAACUCGUUGUUACAGAUGAUCCUUUACGCACCAUUCCAAAUACUUUACUGCUACAUUAUUUCAGGUGACCAGCCUUCAGUCGCCAAAAGCGCCUUGUAUGCUGAAGUUGCUAAGUCUGUUGGUGUAUUCCUUGGUAUUCCCAUGGCGGCUGGCAUUGCUAUUCGUCUUGCCUUCAUUUUCUCACUUGGCAAAACAAAAUAUGAAAAGUACAUCCUGAAAUUCAUCUCACCUUGGUCUAUGAUUGGAUUUCACUAUACUAUUUUUGUGCUCUUCAUCAGUAGAGGCUACCAGUUUGUUCAUGAAAUUGGCCAAGCUCUUUUGUGUUUCGCUCCUCUCAUUCUGUAUUUUUCAAUAGCUUGGUUCACUACCUUUGCAAUAAUGCGAUUCCUGGGUAGGGCCAAAGCUACAAAUGAAGAGGGAUGCGAGUGUGACCAAGAGCUACUUAUUAAAAAUAUUUGGGGCAAGAGAACCUGUACCGCCAGCUAUCCUAUUGUUAUGACACAGUGUUUCACAGUAGCUUCGAACAAUUUUGAGCUGUCGUUAGCUGUGGCAAUUUCAACAUAUGGUAAUGAUAGCAAACAGGCAACCGCAGCCAUAAUAGGGCCUUUACUAGAGGUUCCAUAUAUGCUAGCUUUAUCUAUGAUUGCCAAAGCUCUGAAAUCCACUUUUAUUUGGAGAACUGAGCAUCUAGAGACGGGUAGAUAG
This is a messenger RNA of Lachancea nothofagi CBS 11611, 1227 nucleotides long. The record is from the annotation of a GenBank genome assembly. Lineage: Eukaryota; Fungi; Ascomycota; Saccharomycetes; Saccharomycetales; Saccharomycetaceae.